Molecule: messenger RNA, 3182 nt
Organism: Propithecus coquereli (Coquerel's sifaka)
Lineage: Eukaryota; Metazoa; Chordata; Mammalia; Primates; Indriidae
Gene: PBXIP1
Product: pre-B-cell leukemia homeobox interacting protein 1
Exons: 11
Coding region: 123-2294 (723 amino acids)
Source: RefSeq, a predicted model, not a curated record
UCUGGUCACGUGACUCUUUUCUUGGGCUGGAAACCAGGGGAGGCAGCAACAAGUGAAGCUGAAGACCGAAGCAAGAGCCGGGUCAGGUGGCAGCCACAGCAGCCUCAGAGACCUCAGCAGCUAUGGCCUCCUGCCCAGAUCCGGACAAUAGCUGGGUGCUUGCUGGCUCAGAGAGCCUGCCUGUGGAGACCCUGGGCCCAGAGGCCAGGAUGGACCCAGAGUCUGAGAGAGCCCCCCAGGCCCCUCGGAGGCCCUCCAAGGCAGAUGGUGAAGAAUUAGCCGGGACCUCGGAUGGAGAAGGGACCCUCUUCCAGACUGGAAGCCCCCAGUCUGGUACCAUUCUGCCAGAGGAGACUGAGGCCAAGGGUACCCUGGAAGGCGAUGGCUGUGCUAUGGAGUCCCCUGGCCCAGGAGACACGGCGGUACAGGGAGACUUGCAGGAGACUCCUGCGGUGACAGGCCUGGGACCAGACACACAAGACCUGGAGGACCAGAGCCCUCCGCAGAGCCUGCCCUCAACCCCCAAAGCAGCUUGGAUCAGGGAGGAGGGCCGCUGCUCCAGCAGUGAGGAUGACACCGACAUAGACGUGGAGGGUCUGCGGAGACGGCGGGGCCGGGAGCCCAGCCCGCCUCCACCUGCGGCACCCCCGGAUGUGGAGAACCAGACUGGGGGCACAGGUGCAGGUGGGGAGCUGGGCAUCUCCCUCAACAUGUGCCUCCUCGGGGCCCUGGUUCUGCUGGGCCUGGGGCUCCUCCUCUUCUCAGGUGGCCUCUCAGAGUCUGAGACCGGGCCCAUGGAGGAAGUGGAGCUGCAAGUCUUCCCAGAUACUGGGUCAGAUACUGAGUUGUCGGAUGCUGUGGGGGAUGAGCAGGAUGGGCUAAGGGAACAGCUGCAGGCCUCAGUGCCUCCUGACAGCGCCCCCAGCCUACAGAACAUGGGCCUUCUGCUGGACAAGCUGGCCAAGGAGAACCAGGACAUCCGGCUGCUGCAGGCCCAGCUGCAGGCUCAAAAAGAAGAGCUUCAGAGCCUGAUGCACCAGCCCAAAGGGCUAGAGGAGGAGAAUGCCCGGCUUCGGGGGGCGCUGCAGCAGGGUGAAGCCUUCCAGCAGGCCCUGGAGUCAGAGCUACAGCAGCUGAGGGCCCGGCUCCAGGGGCUGGAGGCCAACUGCAUCCGGGGCACAGAUGGGGUGUGCCUCCACUGGGGCAGAGGCCUGCAGGGUGGCAAGGAAGGCCCCAGGGGUCAGGAGCCAGACCAUGGCUUCCUAGAGCAGAAGGAGCGGCUGGAGGCUGAGGCUCAGGCGUUAAGGCAAGAGUUGGAGAGGCAGCGGCGGCUGCUGGGGUCUGUACAGCAGGACCUGGAGAGGGGCUUGCGGGAUGCCGGCCGGCGGGACCCAGCUCAUGCUGGCCUGGCUGAGCUGGGCCACAGAUUGGCCCAGAAGCUGCAGGGCCUGGAGAACUGGGGCCAGGACCCUGGGGUCUCUGCCAAUGCCUCGGAGGCCUGGCAUCAGAAGUCUCAUUUCCAGAAUUCCAAGGAGUGGAGGGGAAAGGAACAGUGGCGGGAUGGGCAGAGGGGCCGGCAGGCUGAGCACUUGAAACGUAGGAAGGAGGAAUCUGGCCAGGCAAGGAAGAAGAGCUGGGGGGGUGAGGAGGACAGGGAGCUGGCAGGGAGGUGGGAGGAGCCCAGGCCAAGUGUGGAGGAGUGGGGGAGCAAGAAGGAUGGCAGGCGACAGGGCCCCAAGGAACCCCCAAGGAAACGUGGGAGCCCCCACUCCUCCGGAGAAAGGCAGAAGCAUCCUCGGUGGGGGGAAGGGGCUAAAGGCCAUCGUGACCCCCUGCCACCCUGGGCAGAGCUGUUGAGGCACAAGUACCGGGCACCGCAGGGCUGCUCAGGCGUGGACGAGUGUGCCCGGCAGGAGGGCCUGACCUUCUUCGGCACAGAGCUAGUCCCCGUGCGGCAACAGGAGCUGGCCUCUCUCCUGAGAACGUACUUGGCACGGCUACCUUGGGCUGGCCAGCUGACCAAGGAGCUGCCCCUCUCGCCUGCUUACUUUGGUGAGGACGGCAUCUUCCGUCACGACCGCCUCCGCUUCCGGGAUUUUGUGGAUGCCUUGGAGGACAGCCUGGAGGAGGCGGCUGUGAGAGAGACAGGUGAUGAUGAUGAGGUGGAUGACUUUGAGGACUUCAUCUUCAGCCACUUCUUUGGAGACAAAGCACUGAAGAAGAGGUCAGGGAAGAAGGAGAAGCACUUGCGGAGGCCCAGGGAGGAGCACGGCCACCACCACCACCGGGGCUGAGGCCCUGCCCCUCGGGAGAACGCCCCUGGCCUGCCCCUGGAGGCCAGGCUCAGACCCUUAAAUUGGUAUCUGUCCUGGCUUGUUUGGUAUCUUUGGAUAUCCUUCACAGAACAGAGUGAAAUCGCCCAGCCCUGCACUGAUGCCACUUUCGCUAGGAAAAGGCCUUAGCCGGCCCUGCCUUGCUGUCUGUACAAGUGUGUGCAAAUGCUCAGGGCUGUGGGACGUGGCCCUUGGGGGUCUGAUUGUGUUUUGUCAAUGUGGAGCGGGAGAUGGGAGAGGACCCUGAUUUCUAGCGGGGAGUGGGUAUGGCAUUCCGAUUCUGAAGCCAAAGAGCUUUUGUCCUCGUGUGUGUGUGUGUGUGUGUGUGUGUGUGUGUACACCCCCAGAGCAGGCCCCCUCCAGCUCCCAGCUCCACAAGCUGACCAGUGCCCCUGGGAUUUGACUAGCGUUGCUGGCUGGAGCCCAGCACAGGGACUUUCCCUGGGGUUUUGUUAGGUUUGGAAACAGCUGUCCCCGGGGGGUGAAAUCCCCCUUUUACCUGAGCUUCUCACGUGGCCCCACCUCCCUGUGUGACCUGUAGACUCAGAUCCCAGUAAAGUGCUAUUGCAGCUGUGACAUGGGGUGUCUCUGUCACAGGUACUGGUACUUGCUCCCUUCCCCUUGCCUCACCUUCCCAGCAAACCCUAGGCCCUCGGGGCUGGAACCUCCCCAUUUUGCUCACAGCUGCCUUGGCUGCACCCUGGGAGAUGUAGAAAAACGAGUGUGGGUUUUGGCGUCUGAGCCUUGGGCUCAAAUCCAGGCUCAGUGAUCUUGGGCAAAUUAAUCUCUGGGAACCUUGGGCUUCCGAUCCUCACAAAAGGGGAUUGAAGGGCUGGGGAAGAGAUUAAA